Messenger RNA from Xiphias gladius (swordfish), 1685 nucleotides. It is a transcript of the gene hyal3, whose product is annotated as hyaluronidase 3. Lineage: Eukaryota; Metazoa; Chordata; Actinopteri; Istiophoriformes; Xiphiidae. Gene Ontology annotation, molecular function: hyalurononglucosaminidase activity. The coding region runs from base 134 to 1450 and encodes 438 amino acids. The transcript has 7 exons. Gene Ontology annotation, biological process: hyaluronan catabolic process; carbohydrate metabolic process. The record is from RefSeq and is a predicted model, not a curated record. Gene Ontology annotation, cellular component: acrosomal vesicle.
CCUACGUUGCGAAACUUUAAGCCGACCAGAGAUCAGCUGUGCGUCAAACAUACGAGCUCUCUGAGGAGGACGGGGACCGGCGACGAACCGCGAAACAAACAAACAUGAAGGACACGUCAGUGGUUGAGCAGCCAUGUUGCUGUCUCGCCCCCCUCUCCCCUACCACGUCUUCCUCUUUUUCCUCUCUCCCCUCUCCUGUACCUCACUGUCACGGAACUCCACCCAUGGAGAUCCUUUCCUCCACACUCCCCCACCUGCUGUGGCUGCAGCAGGUCCGAUCCUGCAGGACCGACCCUUCGUCGUGGUGUGGAACAUGCCCACGGCUCAAUGUCAGAAACGCUACAACAUCCACCUGAACCUGGGAGACUUUGAUAUCGUGGAGAACCAACACCAGAGAUUCCAAGGAGAGAAGAUGACCAUUUUCUACCAUGACCGCCUGGGGAAAUAUCCGUACCUCUCCCGAAAUGGCAGGAAGAUGAAUGGAGGAAUACCGCAGCUUGGUAACCUUAGCGCUCACCUUUCCCUCGCAGCGACGCAGAUGUCCAGAUUGCUGCAGCCAAACUUCACAGGUUUGGCCGUUAUCGAUUGGGAGGAGUGGCGGCCACUGUGGGAGAGAAACUUUGGAUCCAAGAUGGAGUACCGGAGGCUGUCCAAGCUGCUGGUUAGACAGGAGAGACCGGGUUUGUCUGAGAGGGCCGUGACAUCACUUGCGAGGCAAAAGUUUGAGGAGAGCGCUUUGAAAUUCAUGGAGGAGACGCUGCGGUCAGCAGUCAUAGAACAUCCCAAGGGAUUCUGGGGGUUUUAUGGUUUUCCUUCCUGCUUUAAUAAGCAUAAGAGAAAGACAGAUAAGAGCUAUACAGGACGCUGUCACAGAGGGACGAGACAGCAAAAUGACCGGCUGUCCUGGCUCUGGAGUCAGUCCACUGCUCUCUAUCCCAGCAUCUACCUGCCACAGAGGCUGGCAGGAUCAAUGGAAGCAGCUCUGAUGGUCAGACACAGACUGCUAGAGGCUUUGAGGGUGGCGUCAAUUUGGCGCCAUAGCAGCAAUACCAACCGCAACACACCAGUUCUUUCCUACGCCAGGCUGGCAUUCACACACACUCUCACCUUUCUCAAUAAGACCGACCUGAUACAUACACUAGGGGAGAGUGCAUCACUGGGAGCUGCUGGAGUGGUGCUGUGGGGAGAGCUGAAAUUUGCCAGAUCCAAGGAUCAGUGCAUCCAUCUCAGAGACUACCUCCAAACCGUCUUGGGUCCCUUCAUACGGUUGCUGAGGUCCAGCACCCAGAGCUGCAGCCUUUAUCUUUGCCACGCAAACGGGCGCUGCACCAGGCGACGCGGCUCCCCUGGUUUUAUGGUUUCUUCGGGUGUCGAACAUUUUCUAGACUUCACGUGUCAGUGCUACCAGGGCUGGACUGGGCAGCGGUGUCAAGAGCAGAUAAAAGGAUGAAAACAGAGAGAAGAAAAAGUAACCCAAACUUUUCCAACAAGGUGUUGUCAGUCAUUGUUCCUGGAAGACCAAGGACAUUUACACUUAAAGAAUUGAUAGCCCCUAGUGGUGAUUAAAAAAAAUUUAAAUAAAAAAAUGUGUUUGAUUGAAUUUAUCAGUGUUUAUUUUUGCAUAUUUUAAAAAUGGGUGAAGUUAAGAUCAAAUUUGAUAAUAAAGAAAUAUGCAUGAAAACCAA